AUUUGACGAAUAAAGCUUUAAAAGGCGUGCAAGAUUUGCUACCGGCUAUGGCUGAAGGCGAGCUUGCAUCAGUAUGUUCAUGGGCAGAUCAGAUGAGAUUCAAAUAUCGGUGGGCAAGCCCACUACAUUAUGCUAAUACCCCAGGACUCUGCAAUUUCAAGUACUCAAGGGAUUGCCACAAUUCCAAGGGAGAGAGAGAUAUGUGUGUUGCCGGAGCAAUCAACAACUAUACUGCUCAGCUCCAAAACAACCAAGAUCCAUCAAAUACAUAUAAUUUGACUGAGAGCCUCAUGUUUCUUGCCCACUUUGUGGGAGAUAUCCACCAACCUCUGCAUGUAAGUUUUGAGUCCGAUGAAGGCGGAAAUACGAUAAUAGUCCAUUGGUACCGGAGGAAGAGCAAUCUUCAUCAUGUGUGGGAUGUAAAUAUAAUUGAGACAGCGAUGAAAGACUUUUAUAACGGUGACCGUGACACGAUGAUAGAGUCAAUCAAAAUGAACAUAACUUCGGAUGCAAUCGAUGAGUGGGCGUGCCACAGAAAAUCAGCUCCUUGUACUGAGAAGUAUGCAUCGGAGAGCAUACGACUUUCUUGUGAAUAUGCAUACAAGGAUGUAGAACAAGAUUCUACACUAGAAGAUGAUUAUUUUUUCUCUAGGCUUCCUGUGGUUGAGGAGAGAUUAGCUCAAGGGGGUGUGAGAUUGGCUGCUAUACUUAAUAAAAUCUUUGAUGCAAAUUCUCAUGAAGGAGUUUUGGAGGAAAUUAAUGCAAAGAGAACUGAUACAGCACGUUACAGUGGAGAAGAAAACAGUUAAAAGGUGCCCUGUUCCUUCACAAAUAAGCAUCGUUAAUUUUCCAUUUAGUCCCUCUAUUAAGUGCUAAUUGUUCCAAAAGAAUUGUAAUUGAGUGGUAAUUCUGUGAUAAUAAUACUUUCUUUUAGCGUCCUCUACUUUUUUCAAUAAAUUGAUUUUAAUACUGAUAUUGCGAGCAAUUUAGAGAAUUUUUGGAUUCUCUCCACUUACAGAGUUACAGUUGUGACUAAUUUGAAGCCAACACUUGCUAUUGUUAACAACCGAAAACCUAAUUAAUCUGCACACAUCGACAAUACAGAGAACAAAUAAAAUUAAAGAAACAAUCACAAAGAUGCAAAGAUUUUUAAUGAAGUUUCGUAAUUAAAUAAGGUGAUUACCUAUGUCCUUGGUUGCAACUAGGGCAAUUAAGUAUUAUAAAAAAUAGAAAGGAGAGAGGAGAGAGGGAGAGAACUCUUACAAUCCUAAUCAUGUCAGCCUAAUCAAUCUCUUGUACGGCAAUUGUUCUUUAUUUAAAACUAUU
Messenger RNA from Asparagus officinalis (garden asparagus), 1326 nucleotides. Its product is annotated as endonuclease 2-like. Gene Ontology annotation, biological process: DNA catabolic process. NCBI's taxonomy places the organism in Eukaryota, Viridiplantae, Streptophyta, Magnoliopsida, Asparagales, Asparagaceae. Gene Ontology annotation, molecular function: nucleic acid binding; endonuclease activity. The record is from RefSeq and is a predicted model, not a curated record. Bases 48 to 809 code for a protein of 253 amino acids. The transcript has 7 exons.